Cuscuta campestris is the source of this 2260-nucleotide messenger RNA. NCBI's taxonomy places the organism in Eukaryota, Viridiplantae, Streptophyta, Magnoliopsida, Solanales, Convolvulaceae. The record is from the annotation of a GenBank genome assembly.
AUCUUGUUUGUUUUUUGAUAUCAAUUUGGGCGGGAAAAUAAUUCUCAUUCUUCCAAGAAUAGAGUGAUUUGGGAUGGGAGUACAAAUUUUGGGUGUCUCCGGUCUCCACUCUCUUCAAAUUGAAACCCAGUCAUUUCUCUAUAAUUCGCUACUAGCGGUUUCUUUGUAUAGGAACAGGCUGUCAGAUCGAUUUUUUUAAAAUCUCCUAACAGAUGGAUUCUUUUGGUGUUAAACUCUGGCCCCCGAGCCAAAGCACCCGACUAAUGCUAGUAGAGAGAAUGACCAAAAACCUUAGCACCCCUUCCAUUUUGUCUAGAAAGUAUGGUCCUCUGUGUAAGGAAGAGGCUGAGGAGGUUUCCAAGGAAAUUGAGUCUAUGGCUUUUGCAUCAGCAAGCAAACACUUGGAGAAUGAGCGAGGCGAUGAUGGAAGCUCUGCCGUGCAACUUUAUGCUAAGGAAUCAAGUAAGCUUAUGUUAGAUGUUCUUAAAAGAAACCCAAGAACUGUGGGGGAUGCAGAAGGUGAAGCUAACACAUCCGAGGAGACUGUUCUUGAUAUAUCUGGAGGUCAAAGGGCUUUCAUUGCCUCUGAAGAAGCUAAGAAGUUGUUGGAACCCCUGAAGAAACCCAGGAACAAAUUUACAACGAUUUGUUUCAGCAACAGAAGUUUUGGCUUGGAUGCUGCCCGUGUUGCCGGGCCUAUUCUUUCCAAACUCAAAAAUCAACUGGUCAAGGUAGACCUUUCAGAUUUCAUCGCGGGAAGACCAGAGUCUGAAGCCCUUGAAGUAAUGGAGAUCUUUUCAUCUGCUUUGGAAGGGUGUCAAUUGAGGUAUCUCAACCUGUCAAACAAUGCAUUGGGGGAAAAGGGUGUGAGGGCUUUCGGCGAGCUUCUGAAGUCGCAGCAGAGCUUGGAGGAGCUCUAUUUGAUGAAUGGUGGCAUCUCAGAGGAAGCAGCACAGGCAGUGUGUGAGCUCAUCCCUUCAACCAAGAAACUCAGGGCUCUUCAUUUUCACAACAAUAUGACUGGGGAUGAGGGUGCAUUGGCUAUCUCUGAACUUGUCAAGCGUUCCUCUUUGCUGGAAAACUUUCAGUGCUCGUCCACAAGGGUGGGAUCUGAAGGAGGGAUUGCACUGUCAGAGGCACUUGGAGAAUGCACCCACUUAAAGAAGCUUGAUUUGCGAGACAACAUGUUUGGCACCAAAGCUGGUGUUGGCUUGAGCAUGGUACUACCAAGAUUUUCUGAUUUGACUGAGAUCUACCUAAGUUAUUUGAAUCUGGAUGAUGAAGGGUCCAUAGCCAUUGCAAAUGCCCUCAAGGAAUCUGCUCCAUCACUCCAUGUUCUGGAGAUGGAUGGAAAUGACAUGACAGUGAGAGCUGCUCAUGCAAUCGCAAGUUGCGUGGCUGCAAAACAGUUUCUUACCAGGUUGAGCCUGGCAGAGAAUGAGCUCAAGGAUGAUGGUGCGGUUGUUAUUGCCCAGGCACUGCUGGAAGGCGGCCAUGGCCAGUUGAAUGAAGUGGACAUGAGCAUGAACUCAAUCAGAAGAGCUGGGGCCAGGUCCCUUGCUCGGGCUGUUGUCAGUAAACCUGGGUUUAAGGUGCUGAAUAUGAACGGGAACUUCAUAUCCGACGAGGGUGUUGAUGAGGUCAAAGAAAUCUUCAAAAACUGCCCGAAUCUUCUUGGGCCUCUGGAUGAGAAUGAUCCUGAAGGGGAAGAGUCUGAUGAAGACUAUGAUGGAGGGCUCGCCGAUGAUGAGAAUGAGAUAGGGUCUAGGCUCAACGCCCUCAAAAUCACGCGCGAGGAAUAGUGGCGGCAUUGCAAUUCUGAGCAAAUCCACUCUGAGGACUUGUCUAGACUCUAGACUCGUCUCAGUUUUUUUAUUAUAAAAAUUAUCUUGUGAUGAUGGAUCCUAUGUUGCACGGAAACUCCAUAUAGGCUGCCGUACCCGUUUCGGACACCUUGGACACGCCGACACGCCACGGACACGCCUGGAGACGUCUCGGAAACUCCAUGUGGCGUUUCCGUAAUUUUAAUUUUUAAAAAAUAGAAAAAAAUGCCAAGGAAACGGCUGGGACACACGUGUCUCUUUUGGGAAACGGCAGGGACACCUCUUUUAAAAAAAUGGGGUUCUUUUUAUAAAUUUUAAAAGUUUAGGAACUAACUCAAAUUAUAAAAAGUAUUAUCUAGCCCUAAAUCUUUAUCGCUCCUUUAUGUUACGCUCCUUUAUGUUACGCCGCUGGUCAGUGACUUCUGGAUUUUAUGUUA